This is a messenger RNA of Toxotes jaculatrix (banded archerfish), 744 nucleotides long. Its product is annotated as proteasome maturation protein. Lineage: Eukaryota; Metazoa; Chordata; Actinopteri; Toxotidae. The record is from RefSeq and is a predicted model, not a curated record. Gene Ontology annotation, cellular component: nucleus; cytoplasm. Gene Ontology annotation, biological process: proteasome assembly. Bases 121 to 546 code for a protein of 141 amino acids. The transcript has 6 exons.
UGUCUCUUCACCUCUCGAUAAAACAUUCCUUCCGCCUCAAACCGGAUGUGUCGCACUUGAAACGCGACUUUACCGGACACUGAAGCAGACGGAAAAGAAAGUGGAAGAGACAGCGUCGCAAUGAACACCCGGGGACUCCGCUCUCAGCUCAAAGACAGUAUACCUGUGGCAGGCCUCUGUCCUCAGGGACAGUAUGGAGUUCAGGACUCGCUGCGGAGCGGCUUCACCAGUGUGAAGAAUGAGCUCCUUCCCAGCCACCCCCUGGAGCUGUCGGAGAAGAACUUCCAGCUGAACCAGGACAAGAUGAAUUUCUCGACUCUCAGAAACAUCCAGGGUCUUCAUGCUCCACUCAAACUGCAGAUGGAGUACAGGGCAGCCAGACAGAUCCAGCGCCUGCCGUUCCUACAGAGUUCAAACCUGGCUCUGGACACGCUGCGAGGCAGUGACGAGUCCAUCGGCUUUGAGGACAUCCUCAACGAUCCAGCUCACAGCGAGAUGAUGGGAGAGCCUCACAUGAUGGUGGAAUACAAACUGGGACUGUUGUGAAAGAAGACGGACACAGAUCCACACACAUGCUUCUUUAUUUGUUUCUAACAUAACAAGUGACCAGCUCAGGCUCUGGGACUUGAUGGGUGGGUGUGUGGGUGGGGGUGGGAGGGGCCAGGGUAGACCAGGAGGCUUCCAGUUCUCUGAUUUGUAUGAUUCCAGUCUGACUUGUGUUUCUAAUAAACUUGACCUUCCUCA